AUGAGCUGGAAGAGCUUACAAGAGCAGCAGGGAAAACACAAAGCAGCAACAGCAGCAGCAACAGCAGCAGCAACGGCAGCAGCAGCGGCAGCAGCUGCUGCAGCAGCAGCAAAGCAGGCCCAGAAGACACCCCCCACGCAGGAAAAGCAGCAGCAGCUGCUGCUUCUAGGUUGGCCCAAGGCCACAGCAGCAGCAGCAGCAGCAGCAACAAGGCUGGUUCCGUUGCAGGCAGCAGCUCGCAGCAGCGGUAGCAGCAGCAGCAGAAGCAGCAGCAGCAGCAGCAGACACUCCAGAAGCAGCAGCAGUAUCCGGGGCCCUGCCGUGCUGCAGCAGCAAGAACAGCAGCAGCAGCACAAGAGUGAAACAGAUGCCAGAGCAGCAGCAGCAACUACAGCAACACAUGCAGCAGCAGAAGCAGCAGCAGCAGCAGAUGCAGCAGAGAACGGGUCCAGCGGAGACCCUCAGCAGAAGCAGCAGCAGCAAGAGCAGCAGCAGCAAGAGCAGAAGCAGCUAGACCAGCAGCAGCAAGAGCAGCAGCAGCAAGAGCAGCAGCAGCAAGAACAGCAGCAGCAGGCUACUCUGUGGGGAAGGUUCAUGAGUUUCUUGGGCCUACGGAAGCAGCAGCAGAAGCAGCAGCAGCAGGAGCAGCAGCAGCAGCAGCAAACGCCUGCUGCUUCUGCUGCUGGUGGCAAGAAAGAGAAAUCCACUGCUGCUGCUGCUGCUGCUACGCAGCGCCUCACUGGUGAGGCCGUGAGGGAGCUGCUGCAGCAGCAGCAGCAGCAGCAGCAGCAGCAGCAGCAGCAGCCGAAGAUAGAGUGCGCAGACUGCGGCUCGCAGCUAUUUGUGGCUAAAGGGAGGGAGAAGCGGUUUCUUACUCGCGAGACACGCUGCGCUGGCUGCGGCUCUUCGGAAUUCGUUUUGGAGCCCUGA
Eimeria necatrix is the source of this 930-nucleotide messenger RNA. RefSeq lists its product as hypothetical. The record is from RefSeq and is a predicted model, not a curated record. NCBI's taxonomy places the organism in Eukaryota, Apicomplexa, Conoidasida, Eucoccidiorida, Eimeriidae. Bases 1 to 930 code for a protein of 309 amino acids. The transcript has 5 exons.